Messenger RNA from Schistocerca americana (American grasshopper), 546 nucleotides. Its product is annotated as extensin-like. Bases 1 to 546 code for a protein of 181 amino acids. The transcript has 3 exons. Lineage: Eukaryota; Metazoa; Arthropoda; Insecta; Orthoptera; Acrididae. The record is from RefSeq and is a predicted model, not a curated record.
AUGCAACAGCCACCGCCACCGCGGCUGACACCUCCACCGCCAUCAGUGCCACGUCUGAUGCUCGCCUCUGGUGCUUCCCCCAGCCACGCAACAGCCACUGCCACCACGGCUGUCACCUCCACCGCCAUCAGUGCCACGUCUGAUGCUCUCCUCUGGUGCUGCCCCAAGCCACCCACGCAACAGCCACCGCCACUGCGGCUGACACCUCCACCGCCAUCAGUGCCACGUCUGAUGCUCUACUCUGGUGCUGCCCCCAGCCACGCAACAGCCACCGCCACCGCGGCUGACACCUCCACCGCCAUCAGUGCCACGUCUGAUGCUCUCCUCUGGUGCUGCCCCAAGCCACCCACGCAACAGCCACUGCCACCACGGCUGAUACCUCCACCACCAUCAGUGCCACGUCUGAUGCUCGCCUCUGGUGCUGCCCCCAGCCACGCAACAUCCACCGCCACCAUGGCUGUCACCUCCACCGCCAUCAGUGCCACGUCUGAUGCUCUCCUCUGGUGCUGCCCCCAGCCACGCAACAACCACCGCCACCGCUUCUGA